UACCCGACCCUUAUCCACCGCAAAGGGAAGUGAGGGAUGGCUUCCAGCAUGUGCGCCGCCGCCCUGUCCCCGUCCUCCGCCGCAGCUAUACUCUCUCUCCCCAAUCGAGGCCUCACCCUCGCCCUCCUCCACAGGAAAGCCCGACCCUUCUCCUUCUCCGUCGACCGCUCCUCCACUUCCCCGGCCCCUCUCCUCUCUGCUCCUCCCCUGGUCUCUCCUUCCACUUUGUUCUCCCGGAAAUGGAAGCUAUCGGCGGCUCCGGAAGAAUCGCCGGAGGAGCCCGAAGAGCCAUCGGUUCCGGAACCCGUCGAGGCCCAGAUAGCCGCCGCUGCGACCGCUAAGGGCGAGGACGUCUUCGCGGUCGUAAUGAUUGGGUCGAGGCAGUACAUUGUUUUCCCUGGAAGAUUCAUCUAUACCCAAAGGUUGAAAGGAGCCAAUGUCGAUGAUAAGAUUAUCCUAAACAAAGUAUUGCUUGUUGGAACUAGGACGAAGACAUAUAUUGGGCAGCCAGUUGUAACCAAUGCUGCAGUGCAUGCAGUGGUUGAAGAACAGGGUUUGGAUAAAAAAGUUAUCGUUUUCAAGUUCAAGAAGAAAAAGAAUUAUCGAAGGACGAUUGGUCACCGACAGCCUCGCACGAGGAUAAGGAUCACCGGCAUCACUGGGUAUGAAGACUUUCCAUUUGAGACAUUGCCUGAGAUGGUGCCUGCUUAGGAUACCUGUUGGGUGAGCACCAGAUCUGCAGCAUGCAAUGAUUUUGAAGCUGGAUACUUGAAUGGGCACUAGUUUGCAGGUUGUGUCAUCAAUCGCAGAUGUUUUAGAGAUGUGAAUGCUUGUCCUUUUGUAGCCCGAAAUGAUUUUCUGUUGCAGCCGGAAAUGAAUUUCAAAGGACUGAGUUAUGACCAUGUUAAUAUGUUGUACUAAAGCUGAUUCUAUAUUUCUUAUAACCAUAUUCCCUCUUGUUUCCAACAUGCAAAACGCAUCAAAGCUACCAUGAAAUGAAAUUAGUUGGUGCCUCAAUUUUAUGGUUCACCAUGAUGUUGCCUAGAUGAUUGUUGGGGAGCCAAAAACUUUGUAAACUUAUUUUUUGAAUUACAGUAAUAUUUCGUCAUAA
This is a messenger RNA of Elaeis guineensis (African oil palm), 1111 nucleotides long. RefSeq names its product large ribosomal subunit protein bL21c. Gene Ontology annotation, molecular function: structural constituent of ribosome; RNA binding. The record is from RefSeq and is a predicted model, not a curated record. Lineage: Eukaryota; Viridiplantae; Streptophyta; Magnoliopsida; Arecales; Arecaceae. Gene Ontology annotation, cellular component: ribosome. Gene Ontology annotation, biological process: translation.